AUGCAGCCCGUGGUCGCGGACAAGGCGCCGGAGCCCGAGCUGGAGUGGGAGAGGGUCCCGAGCCCUGCGCUCGCCGCCGCCCGCCGUGACGUCAGCGCCCUCGAGCGCGAGCACGUGCGCGCGCACCUGCGGCCCCGGAGGCUGCAGGAGAUGGGGCGCCUGCUGCACGCGGUCCACAGGGCCGAGCCAGAGGAGCGGGUGGGGAAGCUGUGCGAGAAGGUGGAGAAGAAGGCUGUGGAGGCCGCGCUGGUGGGGAAGCGCACCGUGGAGACCCACCAGCAGAUCGGCAGCCACGAGUGUCGCUGA
Messenger RNA from Myotis davidii, 306 nucleotides. RefSeq names its product putative MORF4 family-associated protein 1-like protein UPP. The record is from RefSeq and is a predicted model, not a curated record. Bases 1 to 306 code for a protein of 101 amino acids. The transcript has 2 exons. NCBI's taxonomy places the organism in Eukaryota, Metazoa, Chordata, Mammalia, Chiroptera, Vespertilionidae.